AUUAUUAUUAUUAUUAUUAUUAAUAAAGCGAGAUCUUUUUGCAAUAUGAUACAUCCUUUAUUAACCAAGCCUCGUUCUUUCUUCGCAUUGUUAUGGACCUCGACUUCGUCUUCGAAGUUUGGAAUGAUGGGUCUUGCUGCCUUAUCAUCUGGUCUUUCCGUUCUGGUCCAUGGAGAAUCAGGAUUUGGUGAGGCCUUGAAAGCUGUCAAGUUUGGUGAUACGGCCACUGUGGAUUCUGAAGAUGCUACUGAGUGGGCCCAGAAGAUCAAAAAGCUAAGGAAGAUAAGCAGACAACUACGGCGUGAACAGGCUUCAGAGCUACGUUCAUUCUACAAUGAGAAGUACAGCUGGGGGAAACAGCUGGGAGCUCUGGUGAAGGAGAUGCUCAGCAUGAUGUCUGCUCAAUGAGACUGAUGUAUUCCCUGUUGCAGGCCAUCUGCAUCAGAUUUGAGGACUCUGCUAAGAGUACUAUUGGAAACUCUGACCAUUAAUAUACCUAAGCUUGUUUGGUGAAAACCAGUGUCAACAUCACAGCUCAGAUGGGUGUACAAAGGGACAUUUGCCUCAUUUUAUUUUUACUUGCCCUUUCUAAUAAUAGAUAAACCUUGGAAGCAGGCUCCUUAUUUUUUCUUUAGAAAUGACUGGGGUUUGCCUUCUUGCUUUUCUAAAAUGAUAUUUACUAGUGUCCAUUGUCAGCGCCCAGAGAGACCGGUGUACGAAGGACACUUGUACCCAAGUUAAAUUCUAUGAAGGCUUCAAAAAAACCCAGAAGGCUCUGGUUUUUUUUUUUUAAGAAGUAUUUUUCCUCUUGCCUUUCUGUAAUGAAUUAACCAGCCAGAGAGGUGUACAAAGGACACUUUGAUUCAACUGAAUUGGUUUGAUGUAAUUUACCAAAAACAAGCCGAGGAGCAGGCUCUUAUUUUUUCCUAAGAAUUAGUGGGCUUUGCCCUUUCUCUUUUCUUCAAUGAAUUAUCAGCCAUUGUCAACACCCAGAGAGGUGUACAAAGGGACCUUUUACUCAACUUUAGAAAGGUUUACUGGUAUGUUCUUUACUUAAAACAAGCCUAGAAGCAGGCUUUUAUUUUUUUCCUAGCAUGAGUAGGCGUUGCCUCCUUGCUUUUUUCCAGUGAGUUAUUAACCAGUGUCCAUUGUCAACACUCAGAGAGGUGUACAAAGGGCAUUACUUAUACUCGAGUUUAUAAAGGUGUACAUAGUUAAACCAAGCCCAGAAGCAUGCUAUUACAAGUACAGUAUAUUCACAUCAGAACAAGUAGACAGCUUCAAUUAUAUUGUUAAAUUUUUUAUUUAUCUCUUGUGAAAGUGGGCUGUAGUAUUCCUUGUGGAGUAGUAUAUGUAAGUAGUCCCUGUACAGCAACAGUACGACAUCAACAGGCCUCAGCUCUUAAAAAUAUUGGAGAACUCCAAUUCUGGCCUUGUCAAUCAUGGUAACCAGAGUUAACACACACAGAGGUGUACAAAGGACACAUUUACCAAACUUAAACAAAAUUAAUGUACUUGCUCUUAUCAUCUUAAAAUAACCCUGGACGGAGGCUAUCACAUUUAUUUUAAUCAGUAUAAUUACGUUUCCCUCUCUUGAUCAUCAUGACUUGUUGCUUGUACAUGUAUGGCUCAAAGGCAGGCUAAAUCAAUGUCUGAUACUUAAUGUACUUAGUUUUGGUAAGAAAUAGUUACUUGCCCACAGUUUUUUUCAGAGUUUCACAAGAAGAGAUGUGUUGUCCUCUCAGCACUUGAGAUGUGCUGGCACCUUCUGUAACCUUAACACUGAGUGGGGGCCACUGUGACAUACUUAUGUUGUUGUAUGCUCAUGGUGUUUCAUGGUCAACUUGAGAAUAAAACUGAGAGGUUGUCUGUAA
Stylophora pistillata is the source of this 1874-nucleotide messenger RNA. RefSeq lists its product as uncharacterized. The record is from RefSeq and is a predicted model, not a curated record. NCBI's taxonomy places the organism in Eukaryota, Metazoa, Cnidaria, Anthozoa, Scleractinia, Pocilloporidae.